This is a messenger RNA of Rangifer tarandus platyrhynchus (Svalbard reindeer), 972 nucleotides long. The record is from the annotation of a GenBank genome assembly. Lineage: Eukaryota; Metazoa; Chordata; Mammalia; Artiodactyla; Cervidae.
AUGGAAGAAACCAAUAAUUUCAAGACACCAAGCAGAUUAUCUGAAAAAAGGAAAUCUGCAUUAUGUUUAACUCCAUGUGUACAUAUUCCUGCCUCUCCAUUUAUGCAGAAGCUUGGCUUUGGUACUGGCGUAAAUGUCUACCUUAUGCAAAGAUCUCCAAGAGGUUUGUCUCAUUCUCCUUGGGCUGUGAAAAAGAUUAAUCCUAGAUGUAAUGAUGAUUAUCAGAGUAUGUAUCAAAAGAGACUAACUGAUGAAGCUAAGAUUUUGAAAAGCCUCAACCACCCAAACAUUAUAGGUUACCGUGCUUUCACUAAAGCUAGCGAUGGCAGUCUGUGUCUUGCUAUGGAAUAUGGAGGUGAAAAGUCUCUGAAUGACUUAAUAGAAGAACGAAAUAAAGAUAGCCGAGAUCCUUUUCCAGCAGCCAUAAUUUUAAAAGUUGCUUUGAACAUGGCAAGAGGGUUAAAGUAUCUGCACCAAGAUAAGAAACUGCUCCAUGGAGAUAUAAAGUCUUCAAAUGUUGUUAUUAAAGGUGAUUUUGAAACAAUUAAAAUCUGUGAUGUAGGAGUCUCUCUUCCAUUGGAUGAAAAUAUGACUGUGACUGACCCUGAGGCCUGUUACAUUGGCACUGAGCCUUGGAAACCUAAGGAAGCUCUGGAGGAGGAUGGUAUUAUUACUGACAAGGCAGACAUAUUUGCUUUUGGUCUUACUCUGUGGGAAAUGAUGACUUUAUCUAUUCCACACAUUAAUCUUCCAGAUGAUGAUGAUGAUGAAGAUAAAACUUUUGAUGAAAGUGACUUUGAUGAUGAUGCAUACUAUGCAGCUCUGGGAACUAGGCCACCUAUUAAUAUGGAGGAACUGGAUGCAACGUACCAGAAAGUAAUUGAGCUCUUCUCCGUAUGCACUAAUGAAGAUCCUAAAGACCGCCCUUCUGCCGCGCGCAUUGUUGAGGCUUUAGAAAUGGAUGUCCUGUGA